AUGUCGACCGAAAUGAAGAAGCUCAACUUGCUGAUGUGUGAGUAUCGACACUUCGUGUAUUCGCCGAGUGAGCUCACGAACACUUUCAUUUCCGCGCAGGUGGGAGAGUAUACCACAGGAUGGACUGGGUCGGGAGCAUCGAAGUCGGACAAGAAGGUCAUUGGUUUGACCCUGUUCGAUCUUCGGAGAUUGGGAAAGGUCGACAAGCUGGGCAUGGUCGGAGUGAACGGAUCUAAGUUCCCUGCUAUCCGGACCCACUUGCAAGAGAACAUCGGAAAUGUCUACAAGGACAUUGACACUACUUUCGAUGCCUUCCCGAGGAAGACAAUUGACCCGAGGCCUACUGCAAUUGACAAGUUGUCUCCCGGGGAUGCUGUUGUUAUCUUCACUCCAGACAGCACACAUUAUCCUAUUGCCCGCUAUGCUAUUGAGCACGGCCUUCAUGUACUGGUCACGAAGCCUGCCGUGCAGCUACUUCCUCACCACGUCGAACUGAUUGAAUUGGCCAAGAAGCAAACGUUUGACCCAGUGUACAGCGACGCGAGAGCAAGGGCAGGCGCUCUCGCCGAAAGCCAGCUGGAGACGUUCCGCGCAUGGGCGGGGAAGGACUCGGACAUCAGCUACUACCUGUCUUCUCACCACAUCGAUAUCCACUGCUGGAUCAUGCAAGGGAAGGCGGUCCCUACUCGCGUCGUAGCGAGUGCGGCGACCGGCAUUGCUACGAGCGAGCCGUACAAUUCACAAGGGCACGGCGGUGUACACGGCGUCUGGACGGCGCCGCUCAAGUCCGGAGUGCACUCUGCCCAGCACUGGUACUACAUGGCGGAGAAGGGUGAAAUCAACGUCGACCAAGCGCACCGGAAGGCUUGGUACAACCCCUUCUACAUGAAAUAUUCGCCUUCUGAGAGCGGCCACUUCGACGGCCAGCGCGGUUACGGCUACGUGUCCAUCGAGAAGUUUGUUGACGCCGCUCGAAGCGUCAAUGCUGGGCAGGUGCAGCCGGCAGAAUUCGAUGCGCACGGCCUUCCGACGAUCUCGAACACCGUGCUGACCACAGCCAUCUUGCACGCCGGCCGUAUCAGCCUGGAUGAGAAGCGGCCCGUAAAUAUCAAGCACGCUGACGGACAGUGGUCGCUGGAGUAG
This is a messenger RNA of Fomitopsis serialis, 1143 nucleotides long. RefSeq lists its product as uncharacterized. The record is from RefSeq and is a predicted model, not a curated record. Gene Ontology annotation, biological process: NADPH regeneration. Gene Ontology annotation, cellular component: cytoplasm. The transcript is spliced from 13 exons. Gene Ontology annotation, molecular function: nucleotide binding; oxidoreductase activity. The coding region runs from base 1 to 1143 and encodes 380 amino acids. NCBI's taxonomy places the organism in Eukaryota, Fungi, Basidiomycota, Agaricomycetes, Polyporales, Fomitopsidaceae.